Molecule: messenger RNA, 427 nt
Organism: Postia placenta MAD-698-R-SB12
Lineage: Eukaryota; Fungi; Basidiomycota; Agaricomycetes; Polyporales; Adustoporiaceae
Exons: 3
Coding region: 36-296 (86 amino acids)
Source: RefSeq, a predicted model, not a curated record
CGCCCACCACCCUACCACUUCGUUGAAUAUCCAACAUGAAGUUCACAGCUGCCGCCGCCUUCGCUGCCCUCGCGCUCAUGACAGCCUCCCCUGUGGGUGCCGGGCCCAUCGCUUACGGUGUCUGCCAGACCGGCUGUAACGCAGUCGCUGUCGCCUGCUACGCCGCCGCUGGUUUCCAGUUCGGCACGGUCGUGGCGGCUGUUGCGGCCCCGGCAACGAUCCUCGCAUGCAACGCUGCACUCGGGACCUGCUCUACGAUGUGCGCCACUGUGGCUCUCUUUGCCCCUACUCCGUGAGGAAUGCUCUUAGUGUCGGCGUCGAGUCCGCCAUUGCCUGGUUGCACAACAUGACUAGCCUGUGCAUCGUAAUCGUCUUAUUCGUGCAAGUGAUUUGCUAUCGUCCUGUAAUAUAUUGUUGCACUCCACUG